Molecule: messenger RNA, 1254 nt
Organism: Penaeus monodon (black tiger shrimp)
Lineage: Eukaryota; Metazoa; Arthropoda; Malacostraca; Decapoda; Penaeidae
Exons: 4
Coding region: 1-1254 (417 amino acids)
Biological process (GO): DNA integration
Molecular function (GO): nucleic acid binding
Source: RefSeq, a predicted model, not a curated record
AUGGGAGCUGUUCUGCUGCAUGAUCCAGGCUACACUGCCAUCAAGCACUUCCGGGCAUAUGUCGAGGGCAAAAGACUUCCACAUCUUGACUGGAUCACAAGCCCCUCACCGUCGCCCUGCACAACAGAAGCCGUCCGCCAGUUCCCACAUGAAGAAAGACACCUGGAUUUCGUGGCCCAGUUCACCAUCGACAUACGACUCAUCCGAGGCACCAACAACCAGGCUGCAGACGCCCUAUCCAGAGUAUCGAUAGCCAUGGUAAGUGCCAGCAACAACCCCAUCAACUACUAUCUAGUUCGCAGGGAACAGCAACAGGAUACGUUCCUCUCCAGGCUUCUCGACGGGGAUACCUCUCUUCAGCUGGAACAGGAUCUCAUCCACAGCAAUGGCCUGGCAUCAAUAGAGACGUCCGGGAGUGUGCCAGCUGAGUGCCAGCGCAGUAAGAUUCACCGGCAUACUAAGUCUCCCCCACAGGUAUUCCUGGUACCAGACGGCCGCUUCGAACAUGUGCACCUCGAUGUGGUUGGUCCUCUCCCAGCCGACCAGGGUUACAGCUACGUCCUGACGAUGAUCGACCAGUUUACCAGGUGGUCUGAGGCCAUCCCCAUCAUGGAUAUCACUGCCACCACCAUUGCCAAGACCUUUAUCAGCAGCUGGAUCUCUCACCAUGGCACUUCUGCAACGGUCACGACCGAUCGCGGGUGUCAGUUUGAGUCCAAGCUCUGGAGGCAGCUGAUGAUUCUCCUCGGCUCGAAGCGCAUCCGGACCACGGCCUACCAGCCCAGUGCCAACGGCAUGGAUCUUCAGUGCACCGCUGCCGAGAUGGUUUAUGGAACCACCAUAGCCCUCCCUGUGGACUUCUUAGUUAGCUCCGGAAACCAAAACCCAGGAGCUUUCGGAAAACAGCUUCGUGACCGCAUGGCCUGCAUCCCCUCCUGUCCGACUCGACCUUCACGGCAGCGAGACAUUUACUUACCACCUGACCUCCAAGACUGCUCAGACAUCUUCGUCAGGCAACCUACCAAGCCCCCCCCCCUCUGCCCGCCCUACGAAGGACAUUUUCUGGUCGUCAAGCGGGACAGGAAGACCAUCACCAUCCAGCGUCCACGAGGAAAGGACAACAUAUGCAUUGACCGUGUGCAGCCUGUGCAUCUUCAGGAACAGUGCAGAGUUUCAAAAAUUUGUUUCGCGACCGCUUCACUGGAAGGGGAAUGCUAUGGUGACCACCUCGCGACGAGCUCCCGCACACGGUAG